AUGUCUCCCGCUAUCAAGACUCAGAAUCCAGCUUUUGUGCUGCGUGCUGUGCAUGAUACAGUCAUCGAAGAGCGGACCAUCCCAAAACUGCGUAACGAUCGUGACGUCCGUGUCGAGAUCAAGCAAACCGGCAUAUGUGGUAGCGAUGUCCAUUACUGGGACCAUGGCCGGAUCGGCGACUUUAUCCUCACCACCCCCAUCGUUCUAGGGCAUGAGUCCUCCGGGGUAGUGGUCGAGGCUGGUGCGGCAGUCAAAAACGUCAAAGUGGGCGAUCGUGUUGCGAUCGAGCCUGGCAUACCCUGCAGACACUGCGAUUAUUGCCGCAGUGGGCUCUACAACCUUUGCCCGGAUACCGUCUUCGCUGCCACACCACCACACGAUGGAACGCUCUCGAAAUACUAUGUCGUCGCCGCAGAUUUUUGCUACCCGAUUCCAGAACAUAUGGACAUGGAAGAAGGGGCUCUGGUCGAACCCGUGUCGUCAGCUGUCAACAUGGUCCGCACCGGCGACGUCCGUGGCGGCCAGACCGUCGUGGUCUUCGGCUGCGGACCAAUGGGCGUGUUAUGUCAAGCCAUCUGCCGAGCGUGGGGCACAAAAAGAGUAAUAGGCAUUGAUAUCGUCCAGUCCAGGCUGGACUUCGCGGCUUCUUUCAGUGGUGGUAGGAAAGAAGAUGUUUUCAUGACUCCCAAGAGGCCCGAAGGCGUUGAUGGCAUGGAAUGGAGUGAGCACGUCGCGAAAGUCAUCCGGGAGCAAUUUGAUCUGGGAGAAGGUCCAGAAGUCGUUCUUGAGGUGACAGGUGCCGAACCCUGUAUCCAGGCCGGAGUACAUCUUUGCAAAAAGGGCGGCACCUUUGUGCAAGCUGGCAUGGGCGUCGAAAACGUCUACUUCCCCAUUUCCGUGGCUUGUGUCCGUGGAUUGAGAAUUCAAGGGGCAAUCCGUUACGUGACCGGCUGCCAUCCGUCCGCCGUUGAUCUCAUUUCAACAGGGAAAAUCGACGUUAAGAAGCUCAUCACCCACCGAUACAAAUUUGAGCAGUCCGAGGAAGCUUUCCGAAAAGUCAAGGCCCGUGAAGAGGGUACGCUCAAAGUCAUGAUUGAAGGAGUUCAAGAUGACACUAAGAUCUGA
This is a messenger RNA of Exophiala viscosa, 1125 nucleotides long. Its product is annotated as chaperonin 10-like protein. Gene Ontology annotation, molecular function: zinc ion binding; L-iditol 2-dehydrogenase (NAD+) activity. The record is from RefSeq and is a predicted model, not a curated record. The transcript has 5 exons. Bases 1 to 1125 code for a protein of 374 amino acids. Gene Ontology annotation, biological process: D-sorbitol catabolic process. NCBI's taxonomy places the organism in Eukaryota, Fungi, Ascomycota, Eurotiomycetes, Chaetothyriales, Herpotrichiellaceae.